AGUGGCUUCGACCGCAUGCGGCCGAGUCCCUCCUCCACGCGUGCAAUCCCGGGGCGCGCUCAUCGGCCUCCAGCCCGGGCCACGAGCCGCGCCGACCCCUGCCUGCCGCUCGAGAACUCUGCCAGCGAGUCGUCCGACACGGAGCUGCAAGAGAAGGACCGCAGUGGCGAAGCCAAGGGGCCCGAGGACAGCAGUACGGGUGGCACGGGCUGCGGAGGUGCAGAGGACCCGGCCAAGAAGAAGAAGCAGAGGCGGCAACGCACGCACUUCACAAGCCAGCAGUUGCAGGAGCUGGAGGCCACGUUCCAGAGGAACCGCUACCCGGACAUGAGCAUGCGGGAGGAGAUCGCUGUGUGGACCAACCUCACCGAGCCACGCGUGAGGGUCUGGUUCAAGAACCGGCGAGCCAAGUGGCGGAAGCGCGAGCGUAACCAGCAGCUGGACCUGUGCAAGGGAGGCUACGUGCCGCAGUUCAGCGGCUUGGUACAGCCCUACGAGGACGUGUACGCCGCCGGCUACUCCUACAACAACUGGGCUGCCAAGAGCCUGGCGCCAGCGCCGCUCUCCACUAAGAGCUUCACCUUCUUCAACUCCAUGAGCCCGCUGUCGUCGCAGUCCAUGUUCUCGGCCCCCAGCUCCAUCUCCUCCAUGACCAUGCCGUCGAGCAUGGGCCCGGGUGCCGUGCCCGGCAUGCCCAACUCGGGCCUCAACAACAUCAACAACCUCACCGGCUCCUCGCUUAACUCGGCCAUGUCACCGGGCGCCUGCCCGUACGGCACACCCGCCUCGCCCUACAGCGUCUACCGGGACACGUGCAACUCGAGCUUAGCCAGCCUGAGGCUCAAGUCCAAGCAGCACUCGUCGUUCGGCUACGGCGGCCUGCAGGGUCCGGCCUCGGGCCUCAACGCGUGCCAGUACAACAGCUGACCGCCCAGCCGGGCCACGCGGGCCGGCGGCCGGCAAGAUGCCGGGGCGGGGGUGGGCGCGGAGGAUCUGGCGCCUGCGCGGCCCCCUGCUCCCCACCUCCGGCUUGGUUUUGUGUUUGCUUUUCUGGACCCCACUCUGCCCUCUAAAACGAGACAAAACAAAGCAAAAAGACGUCGGAGAAAAGUGCCGCGAAAAAAACGGAUGAGUUGCAAUUUCCCCCGGGCUGGCGCGGGUGGUGUGUGUUCGCUCGCUCGGGGCCCAGCGGGCCCCUCCGCGGAGGGGACGCGGUGCGGGAGGUGAGCGCCGAGGCCGGCGGCCCGGAGGGGACGCCCCUGUAGCCCGCGUUCUCCCCGCGCUGGACCCGGAAUGAGCGGCCGCGCCUGAAAACUGGAGCUCGGGGCCCAGGCAAGCCUGGCCCCGGCCUGGUACAAACCAAGACGCCCCCUCCGAGCUGGGCCCGGCCGAGCGUACCUUAGCUCGAUCCAGAUCCAAGUUGGAGCGGGCGUUGGGCCGGGGAUGACGGUGCCUAGCCCAGGGUCGGGACUGGCCGUGGAGCCGCGCUAAGGGCCCCGGCGUGCCUCGAAGAGCCCUCGCCAGCCCCGCGCCCCAGAGCCCUAUUUUAAGGCCACAGAGCCGCAGCAGGCAGUGCGGAAGAGGCAGGAGGAAGCGGAGGGCUCGUCUCCGAGCAUCUUAGCUCCCGAGCUUCGCCGCAGGCCCAGGCCCUCCGCUCGGCUCCCGGGCUAGGAGGUGGCCCCCCUAUCCCGGCGGAGAGCCUCCUCCUCACCGCCCGCCGUGCAAGAGUCCAGCCGAGAGAGCUCUGGGCGCGGCCAGGGCCCCACGCCGCGCCCACUUUGCACACCCGCUCUCGGGCCCGCGCCCCUGUUUACAGCGUCCCUGUGUAUGUCGGACUGACUGUAUAGAAUUAUAAAUCUGUCUAUAUCGACUUGUCCAUGUACGUCUAUUAAAACCAUAGUACAAGCGUGCUAACCA
Vicugna pacos (alpaca) is the source of this 1917-nucleotide messenger RNA. The record is from RefSeq and is a predicted model, not a curated record. NCBI's taxonomy places the organism in Eukaryota, Metazoa, Chordata, Mammalia, Artiodactyla, Camelidae.